This is a messenger RNA of Phycodurus eques (leafy seadragon), 2393 nucleotides long. Its product is annotated as MAGUK p55 subfamily member 4-like. The transcript is spliced from 18 exons. Gene Ontology annotation, cellular component: adherens junction; plasma membrane. Bases 120 to 2027 code for a protein of 635 amino acids. Gene Ontology annotation, molecular function: protein binding. NCBI's taxonomy places the organism in Eukaryota, Metazoa, Chordata, Actinopteri, Syngnathiformes, Syngnathidae. The record is from RefSeq and is a predicted model, not a curated record.
CUUUUAAGGAUUAGCGUCUGUUUUAAGUAAAUGUCGGAUGUAAAGAGCUAACAUCAUCGUCAGUGUCCAGCGAGAAGAACCCGAGGGUGUGCUGAUGUUCUAGGAGGAAAUUCGUCGUCAUGAAGCCCACUGACGAGGAUGGUGUCGUUGAGUUGCUGUCCGUGUUGGUGGAGGACGUCAGCGAGGCCGCCAGCAGAAACGCGAUUGGUGCUCAUCUUCUUCAAGAAUUCCUGAGCGCUCCGUGGCUGCGUGCCCUGCUGCAGAUUUACGAGUGCCUGUUGACUUUCAAGAGACUCUGGCCCUGCCCCGUCCUGCCUCACGCCUCGGGACUCUCACGCGAGGUCCAGGGCGUGCUGCACACGGUCCAGACUCCUUCCGUGGAGGCCACAGAGCUUCAGAUCCUCCUCAGCUCUCCACAUAUGAAGGCCCUGUUGUCCUGCCACGACGCCGUCGCUCAGGCGGACUUUGGACCUGUCUUGGCACCGCUACCCGACGUGCUGCCCGAAGAUGAGGAGGCCGUCAGGAUUGUUCGUUUGGUGAAGAAGGAACAAACUCUGGUCAGAACAAAUCGGGAAAAUCUGAGUGGAGAACAACAUACCCAUUUGUCCUCAAUGUGUGUGUAUGGGGGGGUGCCCGUGCAUGCUUGCAUUCAUGUGUUUCAGGGGGCCACCAUAAGGAAGGACAAGGAGACAGGAGAGAUCUUUAUCGCCAGGGUGAUUCCUGGAGGACUUGCGGACCGCAGCGGUCUUCUCUAUCCUGGAGAUCUUCUGGUGGAGGUGGACGGGAAGCCACUAGUGGGCUUGGAACCCGAGCAGGUCAUCCAGAUUCUGAUGAGGUCUGAGGGCACCAUCCUGUUUAAGGUUGUUCCAAACGGAUCCCAACUGAGCAGCACCAACAAACCAGUCUACAUGAGGGCAAUGGUGGACUAUUGCCCCCUGCAGGACUUGGCCAUACCCUGCCCCGAUGUGGGGCUGGUCUUCAGUAAGGGGGAUGUGCUGGAGGUCUUGGACCAGUCAGAUGGGCGCUGGUGGAAGGCCAGGAAAAUGAGCAGCUCGGCCUCCUGCACUGGAUUGAUUCCAUCCCCUGCCACGUUGAAGAGUAAGCAGAGUGAGCCGAGGGAGGGUAAGGAGCGUACGGAUAACAUCAAGUACGACGAGUGUGGCAGCGGCGGAGGCGGCAGAGCACAGGAGGAACCUCAAGACAAAGUCACUUCAGAGGCAGAAUUAUUCGAUAUUCCUGAUGGUCUCUACCUCACUGGUUUCCGUCGUAGUUUCUGUCUGUUGAGGAGGUCGAUGUCCAAGAGGCGGCGUCAGUCCUGCACCAGCAUCAGCGCCUCCUGCAGCACGUUGGCCACGCCCUACGAGGAAGUGGUGCACUACCGACGACCCCCGCAGGACCGCCACCGCCUCGUCAUCCUCGUAGGCGCAUCAGGCGUGGGGGUCAACGAACUGAGGCAGACCCUCAUCCAAGUCAAGCCAGACACCUUCCACGGACCUGUACCACACACUACCCGACCAAUCAGAGCGUGGGAGCAGACAGGCAGGGAGUAUCACUUUGUCACCAAAGAGCUCUUUGACUACAUGCUGUGCAGUCACAGGUUUGUGGAAUAUGGCGAGUUUGAGGGCCACAAGUACGGGACCAGCAUUGAUGCCAUCAAUGAGGCCAUCAAACUGGGACGUGUGUGCAUCAUUGACAUCGAACCACAGAAUAUUCCUCCUCUGAGGACCAGGAAGUAUAAGCCGUACGUGAUCUUCAUCAAAGCUCCCAGCUUGGAAAAACUCGCACAAACUACAGAGAACGCCAGCAUCGUUUGCACUUACCAACACAACAGAAACUUCCCCAAGGAGGACAUUAAUGAUCUGAUGGCGACAUCUCGGCAGAUGGAGCUGAAGUACAAACAUUUGUUUGACGAAGUGCUAGUCAACGAGCAGCUAAACGACACUUGUGCUAAGCUAUACGUCGCCGUCCAGCGGGCCCAGGAGGGCGCUAACUGGAUACCUGUCAGCUGGACCCGAACCCAGGACUAGUUGGUCGCUAAACAUGAACUAGCCCAGGGGUCUGCAACCUGGGGCUCCAGAGCCACGUGUGGCUCUUUCAUCCUUCUGCUGUGGCUGUCUGUUUCUUAAAAAUAAAGAAUGUGUAUUUAAUUUUAAUUUGUUUUUAUUUUAGUUAGUUCAUUUUUUCAAAUGUAACUCUAAAUGUUAAGAUUAUGGUGCGCUUGUUAACAUUCAAAAUAAAGCGUUAGUUUUUUUUGUUGCUCAAAAUAUGCGUGACAAAUAGAGUUUACACAUAUACUGUAUAUACAGUGGUGCCUUGAGAUACGAGCAGAAGUGGGUAGAGUAGCCAAAUAUUGUACUCAAGCAAGAGUACUGUUACUCUAAUGUGACUCAAGU